AUGGUCGACGCAGUGGCGGCUGCCGUGCCACGUGUCGUAUCGCAAUUGAACGAUCUGGGGGCGUUCCCGAGCGCCACGUGGGUGAAAGGCGCGCUUCGACACAUAGUCGCGACAGACCCGUCGUUUAAUCUACCCGUCGAUGCAGGAGGAGUAGGAGGUUUAGCGCGCGACGGCAGGGGGCAAGGGGAGGGGGAGAGGGAGGCGUGGCGGGAAGUGGUAACCCGAUGCAUGGCGUUACUGCUACUAACGGAUCUGAGAGCCGUGUCGUCCAAUAGCGGCUGCUUGCCCGCUAACGUGCACGCCAUGCACGACCAGACGCUGCGAGGAAGCUUCCUUCUCCAGGUGGACGAGGUGGUGGACAUAUCCGUGCCCCUCAGGUUCCGCUACCCCCCUUCCCCCUCCGCCGCGCCCAGCACUGGCGCAGGGCGGGGGGGAGGCGGAAGAGGGGGCGGAAGGGGGCGGGGCCGGGGCAUGGGGGACGGCAACGCAAGUGGAACAUCAGGGAUGGGCGGGGGAACGGGGGAGGAGCAGCAAUGGGGAGGCGGAGGCGGAGGCGGGGGAGGCGGAGGCGGAGGGGGAGGGGGGGAGGGAGCGGGGCAGGGGCGGCGGAGUGUGAAGGUGCAGCUGACAGACGGCGUGCAGGCGGUGUGUGGCAUGGAGUACCGCCACGUGCCCGCACUCUCGCCCUCCAUGGCCCCCGGCUGCAAGGUGAUUCUAAGAGACGUGCUUGUAAGGAGAGGCCUGCUGCUCUUGCUGCCUGAGCUCGUGCAAGUCCUGGGAGGACACGUGGCACACUUGGAGGCUGCCAGGUGUCGCAUUGCAGACCACUUCUCUCGCCCCUCUCGCCCCCACUCACUCUCACGGGGUCGUCUCUCUUCUCGUUCCACCUUUGAAACCACCACUCUAAUGCUAGCACAAGAGGUUGCCUGGCCUCCCGACCCUGCUGCCUCUGCUGCAGCCCCUGAUGUUACUACUGAUGCUGCUGCUGCUGCUUCUGGUGGUGGUGCUGGUGGUGCUGCUGCUGGUGGUGCUGCUGCUGCUGCUGGUACAGCGUAUGCUGGUACCCCUGGUUCGAACCAAAGUCAUUUUCACAGUCGCAAUCCCACUUCAGCGGCUGCUUCUACCACUUUUGCUGCCGCCACCGCCGCUGCCGCUUCCGCUGCAGCUGUUGCGUCUGCGUCUCCUGGUGGAAUCAAUGCUUCUGCUGUUGGCUCAAACCAGCCGACCCGCGCACACUGCGUGGUGGUGGGGGUGAAGGAGUUCAGCUACCGCACUCCCGGUGUGUGCGUGGUGGUGGGGGUGAAGGAGUUCAGCUAUCGCACGCCCGGUGUGGUGCGCCUGGUGGUGUAUGCCGAUGAUGGCUGCUCGCUCAUGCCCGCUGCCGUGCACCCUGCUGAGAUAGCGCGUCUGUUGCACAUGGACGAGGCGGCUCUGCUCGCCAUCACCCACGCGCCCUCCCUGCCACCUCCCUUCCGCUCCGCUCUCAUGCGCCUGCAAGCCUUCCUUGCUUCCUUCGAG
Closterium sp. Naga37s-1 is the source of this 1518-nucleotide messenger RNA. NCBI's taxonomy places the organism in Eukaryota, Viridiplantae, Streptophyta, Zygnematophyceae, Desmidiales, Closteriaceae. The record is from the annotation of a GenBank genome assembly.